AUGUGUGAUGAGUGUAUGGACGGCUUCUUCGACUAUACUGCAACUGGUUGUCAAAAGUGUGACUGUGAGGCAGAUGGUGCUAUGACCUGUAAUCCAUUUACUGGGGUGUGUCAGUGUCUGGAGGGUGUCACUGGUGAAAGGUGUGAUAGAUGCCUUCCACGCUGGAUCCUCGUACCUAAUGAGGGAUGCCGUCCCUGUGACAAUUGUGUGCACAUUUUGCUGGAUGACUUGGAAUUCAUGGAUAGAAAUCUAACCAGCUUGACCGGUAACCUGGCAACAGUCUCUGUUGGAGUGACAGCCAUGAAGCGUCUGCAAGCCAUCAACGAUUCAGUCGCCAUUAAUGGACCUAAGAUCGACAAAAUGAAAGCAGAACUGGCAGAUGACACCGUGGCAAUGGUCAGUAUUUGUGAAUCUUUUGGUUCAUGUAAGAAGUCAAAGUCCAAUACACAGAUAGUGUCUGCUGGCCUGGUAAAGGAGGAAGCUGAACAAUUCCUCACCAAAGCCCUUGACCUUGAACAGAACAGUGAAGAUUUUCAAAUGUAUAAAGACAUCAAAGUGGAAAUGGCUGACAAAGUCUUAAAGACUUAG
This is a messenger RNA of Ylistrum balloti, 588 nucleotides long. Its product is annotated as laminin-like protein epi-1. The transcript has 6 exons. NCBI's taxonomy places the organism in Eukaryota, Metazoa, Mollusca, Bivalvia, Pectinida, Pectinidae. The record is from RefSeq and is a predicted model, not a curated record. The coding region runs from base 1 to 588 and encodes 195 amino acids.